AUGGGGCGGUUGGGAGGACGAUGGGUUGACAGGCGUGACACGGAGUAUGUUCUGCCCCGAAGUGGUGAUAUCGCAUUUGAACAGAAGGUCAUAAAUAGCUUCUCGUCCAUACUACGGGACGCUAUGCACGACAAUCUCGUCGUCGACUGGGAGGAAGAGGAGUCCGUGGAAGAAGAUCAUAAUGACCCUCUCUGGUCUCCUGAUGAGAGCGACGACGAUGACGGACCCAGUACGUCUCGUAGAGGGACCUCUUACCUCUUCGGAGAUGCAGAGGUACCGAAGGAAAAGGUAACCUACAACUGA
Messenger RNA from Haemonchus placei, 303 nucleotides. NCBI's taxonomy places the organism in Eukaryota, Metazoa, Nematoda, Chromadorea, Rhabditida, Trichostrongylidae. The record is from the annotation of a GenBank genome assembly.